Molecule: messenger RNA, 995 nt
Organism: Hermetia illucens (black soldier fly)
Lineage: Eukaryota; Metazoa; Arthropoda; Insecta; Diptera; Stratiomyidae
Exons: 6
Coding region: 64-867 (267 amino acids)
Source: RefSeq, a predicted model, not a curated record
GAAUUGUGAAUCAGUUUGAAAUUCGAUUCAGUCUUAAAGGGUUUCUUAAUUCAAUUGUCCACAAUGUGGAAGAAAGUAAUUGUGUUUUGUUUCUUCGUGUACUUUAUUUCUUUGGCAAAUGGAAAUCGAAUUGAAGCACCUGGGAGAGUUUAUGAAUGGAAAAUUCAUGAGCUAUUGGAAGAUUUGCGUCAGCGGAUGUGUUACGAUGAUCCUGAAGGGCUUCCCCAGUUGGAACCUUUGAUUUUGAAUGAUCAUUAUGAUUUUGGGUAUCAAAACGGAAAUACCAAGAUCAACGCUUUCGUCCGCAACUUGCGUAUUCAGGGACUUUCUACGUUCGUUGUCGACUACCUCACUUUCUUGCUUACCCUAAAAUUUAACGUUACAUUGGUUUUACCGCAACUGCAUAUCACAGGAGAUUAUGGUGUAGAUGGGAACUUGGGAGGGUUUUUCAAAAUAAAGGGAAAUGGUCCAUUUCGGCUCGACUUUCGAGGAAUUCAACUAAGCGCUGGUGCGAAUUUUAUAUACAAUGGAGGAUUGUCACUGCAAAAUUUAAAACUCGACCCGAAAUUAGAUUCUCUCCAAGCGGAUCUUAAAAACUUAACGGCCAAUGAAAUGCUCACCAUGAUCAUAAACGGAAUUAUCUCCAACGCAGUACCGAGCAUCAUCAAUGAACACAUUCCGCCGGAAACAAUGGAAUCCAUUGUAAGAUACAUCGAAGACUCCGCGACUAAUCUCGUAAAAGAUAUAACAGUUUCCGAUUUGUUGGGAAUAAUCUCUGGAGGAGCCUCUGUUUUACCACCAAUCGAUCCAGAAAGGACUUGCAAAGUGGAACAGGACGAAACUGGGAAAAUAAUUCUACUAAAAUGAACGCAGGGUGAGGAAGUACAAGCAACGAGGACGAGAGCUGUUUAGGCAAAAUAUCCAAUAAAACUAUUACCUUUAACUAGUUAAUAAACAAGUCGGGAAACCGGAAGCUGGACGCUUCAGUUACGAAA